GCAUGGCAGAGUCUCGGAGGGAUCUGCUCUGCUGCGGAAUCUGCCAUCAGCUUCUCAGGAAUCCUGCAACUUUACCCUGUGGCCACAGCUUCUGCAUGCAGUGCAUUACCUGCUCCUUGAACCACAAUGAGAGGAACAAGUCCCCAUGCAGAUGUCCUGAAUGUGGGCGGGUGUUUGCCUCAAGGCCUCAGCUGAAUAAAAACACAACUGUGGCUCAGAAGAGGCCCUGGAGGUGUAUGGAGACAGAAGGCCCUUCAUGCUGGAAGCACCAGUGUCCUUUGGAUGUUUACUGCUGCACUGAUGAGCAGGUUAUCUGUGCAACCUGUGCUUCUGUGGACCACAGAGGACACACCAUUGGACUGGUGAGAGAAGAGCGGAAGAGGAAACAGGAGCAACUGAUGAUGAUGAAGAGAAAAUCCAAAAAGUUAAUCCAGAGACAAGAAGAAAAACUGAUCAACAACAGGGAGAUCUUACAACAAAUUGAGGAGAAGGCGAGAGAGAUAGAUGACUACUGUGAAAGCAUUUUGGCUGGUGUCAUCGAUUCUCUCCAGAAACAUUACGUCUCAGUGAGGGAGUUGAUAAGCACUCUGGGGGAGAAAACAGCAGCUCAAGUUCAGACCAACAUGAAGAACCUGGAACUGAAGAAGAAAGCGAUGAAGACGCAAUAUGCUGAACUGGAUCAACUUGCACAAACUGACAGUGACGUUCACUUCCUGCUGAAAUGGCCCUCUCAGUGUUAUGAUGUUCAAGCAGACCAUUUUCAUGUUUCAUCGGAUCCAUUACUUCCUUUUGUGUCAAUAAAAACAGCGGUUGAAAAACUCGGGAACCAACUAGAGGCAUUGUGUAACAAGGAAUUUGGUGCAAUCGUUCAGACUGUGAGAAAUGAAUCACAACAAGAGUUUAGAGGUGGAACGGAGGAAGAGGAAAUGCAGCAAAGACAUGAAGCCGCUACUCCAGAGUCCUAUGAUUUCUCUGAGGUCAGCAGCACCAACACUCAACCAACUGUAGAGCCUAAAACCAGGGAGGAGUUCCUGCGAUAUGCGUGUGAACUUACCCUGGACCCUACAACAGCUCACAAGGACCUGCUUGUUUCAGAAAAUGAUAAAAAGGUCCAACUCUGUCCUCAGACUCUGAAGGGCCCCUCUCUCCGUAACCCUGAGCGAUUUCUCCACAGACGCCAGGUCCUGUGCAGGGAGGGGCUGCAGGCCGAGCGCUGCUACUAUGAGGUAGAAGUUACAGGAGGCAAGGCUGAGAUUGCUCUUGCCUACAAGGGAAUUGAUAGGAAAUCCUCCUCUAAAAUGUCAGCUUUUGGGGGUGAUGUGAACUCCUGGAGCCUUGAUUGUUCUACAAACUAUUCUGUGAGCCACAGAUCUGACAGCAUCCAGCUCUUGACACCCCCUGGCCAUGACAGGAUUGGCAUUUAUCUGGCAUUUAAAGAAGGUACUCUGUCAUUUUAUGAAGUUUCAGACUGUAUGAAAUUUCUUUACAAGACUGAAGCCACGUUCACAGAGCCACUGUAUCCAGGCUUCUGGCUCGGGGAGAAAUGUCGCAUCCGGAUCUGUGAUUUGAGGAAUGACACAAUCAACCAAUGACGUUUGUUUCCCUUUAGAAGGAACAUUUGUAGCGUAACACAAACCUCUUUGUUUUGUCUGAACUUUAGCUAUUCUCAUAUCUUUUGAUUUGGCUAAAUUCAAGGAUUGAAGUAUGUUUUUACAAGGGAGUAUCUCAAGGACUCCUAGCAGGAGCUGGACCACACUUUGGAAACAGUGUCCUGCAGUGCAUCAUUUGAAGAAAUCCUUAGCAUUUUAUGUUCAUCUAUUCAAACAUACACUUGUACAUUUUCUGUUUCUUCUGGAUAUUGUUUCAUGUAAUGUCUCUUUUACUUAAACUGUAAUUAUAUUAACAGCAAACUAUAAAAAUGACCGCACACAGGUUAUUUCAUUCUUUACAUAAUCUAACAAAUGAUAAAGUCAAAGCAGCCUCUUAUUAUAAUGCACUGUAGGAUGAGUUGAGCAGUUGUCAUGAUUUACUUUCCAUAUUUAUCUCUAAGUCACAAUAAGAAAUCAUGUUUUGAAACUUAAGAUCUGUAUAAAAUUGAUAUCACACACACGCUUCAUUAACAUUCCUGACUGUGUUAAUAUCACAUGUCCAACAACACACACAAAUCCAAUGGUCCACUCUUUAAUAUACUGUUUAUUAUUAACAUUUUUGGUGAUGUCCACAGUUCUUUUUUUUUUAUUUACAAUAAAUGUCAUGUAUCUUACAAUCAUAAAGACUGAGGAGAAAGAGAGAGAUGCUGUAAAGGGACAUUUCUAAAUGUGUCUCCUGUACAGAUAGUGAACCAUGUGCUCAAUAAGGCCCUGCACCACCAGGUUAUGAGGAGAAAUCACACACCAACACACCCACACCCACACACACACUAGCACUUUUAAGGAAGAUUUAGCCUAUAAUAUCCCUUUAUGCAUCUUAUAAUCAUUGUUCUGAACCUGAAACUCAGGUGUUUUCCAGCCACAGUUAUUCUUUAGUUAAAAUAAUCUUGAUAUUGCUUUUACACAGAUGUUGAAGUUACUGCUCUAAGGACAACAGUCUGAGUGAAAAAUGUGCAUUUGUCACAUUCAUUAUUACUUUUUACAUUUACUGCUAACACAGUUACUUUUUCAGACAGUAAUAUAGUUCACAUAAAUAAAAACAAUCCUUAGAAUAGUUUGAUUAUACAGACUAUUUACAGAAAACAAAGACGCCUCACAGCAGGACACACAUGGACCUUACAGACAAAUUAAUACAAGAAACACAACAUGUCUUAAUGUUUAAAGCCACCCUUGCAGUACUGAUGCUCAUGACACAUCAGGAAAUGAAAUAUUUGGAUUGAUGGAAAAAAAAAAUGUUGCUUUUAGAGUUCCAUGAGGCAGAAAUAUCAGGUGUGGCCUGUAGGUGGCACCAGAGGAAAGACAUUCAGACUGAGCUCUAAGUGGAAGUGGCACUGUAUUAUUUCAUGUACAGUCAGUACAAAGACCAUGUGGACUAAAAGAAUAGCACAUAUUUGUGUAACAUUGGGCCAAAUGACACGUAACACUUACUACUAGUGUGGCUAAAAACAAACAGGCCAGUAAACACACAGUCGACAUUAAUUUUGAGGUUCAGAUGGAGGUCACAGCUCCCAGUGGGAACAAAACACACAUCACCUCCACCUUCCAGUGACAUUUUCACAGCCCACAACAUGAAGUAUUGACACAAACUACAAAACAGAUUCAAAGUGAAAAUAUACAGUCUGAAUUUAUAUAUAUAUAUAUGCAUAUACACUGGUCACUUUUAAAAGAUAAAUCUGUUCAUUCAUCCGUACACUUCAACCUAGAUACACUAUAAAUAUACAGGAAUAUAAAUAUAGUCCAUUUACUCCUUAAAACCAUGGCUUUGAACAUUGUGAUAAAAAAAUAAAUAAAGGUAUCAUCCUCUAUUAAUAGGAACUAAAUAUACUCAUUGGGAAUUUUUGUACUAUUGCACUAUUUACUGUCAGUGUGUAAAAAAAAUGAAACGCAUACAGGAAAUUUUUUUUUUUACACAUGUUCAUACUUUUUUUUUUUUCUUUAACCAUGAAUCAAAUAUGUUGAACACAGUUUCCUUCACUGAGUUCUUGAGGUCAAUUAUUCUACGGAUGUACAGAAACAGUGUUUAUGUGUGCAUUUCAGCAUCUUUACUUUGUGCAUCAAUGUGUAAGGGGAUGUUGUCUAAGGCUCAUAGUAGUUCAGUUUUAUGUAGUUUUUGAUAUUUUAUCUAUAUUUGUUCCAUUGUAAAUCAUUGGUCCAUAUUGAAUAUAGUUUAUGCCUUGGGUUUUGUGCUCCACUAUAAAUAUAUUAUUUGAGGCCGACCAUUAUUUAAAUGUUCACAUGUGCUUAAGUCUCAAAAAUGUAGGCCAGCCAUUAGGGUCAGUAAUCUGCUUGUGCCCAAUGAUUAUGCAAUAUCUUUUCUGUGCUUUUGUAGCUGUAUUAAUUUGUGUUCAACUGCAUGACGCAGGAAAAUUGUGCAUUUAAUUUUUGUAUGUGAUGAUUGUUUUGUUUGAUUUUUCGUUAACUUUUAAUACAGUUUGGCAUGUAUGUCCUGUACUUUAUAAUAUAAAUAUGUAGGUUUCAAGUAUUUACUCUGUAAUUUUUACUCUUUGGUGGAGAAACUGAAAUAAGCGAUGCCUUAACACACAAGUUAGACAACAUUUAAGAUAUAGGAUGGAUGACGACACAGGGGCUGUAGAUCUCCCCAGGUAAUAAAAACAUUAAUAUCCUAUGUUAUAUUACAAGACAGCACUCUGUACAGCAUGGUUAACAACAAUACUGACUACACACAAACAGCAGGAGGUUGAUUCGGGGUGUGAAACGUUAUGUGCGCAAACGACGACGGAACACAAAGGGGUGUCUUUAUAGCAGCCUUAAGCAUAGUUUAACACAGAGAGCCCUGUUAAAACAAAUUCACCCAAUGAGACAUGUUUUCUAAGCCAGAGCAUCACAGCAGAGGUGCAUGUCAGUGCUCAGCGUACUAACCUAUAUGCACACAUUAAAAUCCCUGCACAAAAUCUAAUAGAAAGAAACUUUUUCUGUGGUUGACUUCCACUGCAGAGCUACAGGUAUCAAUGCAACGCUAAUAACAUUAAAAUUAAACCCACAUUCAUCUUUGCUUUCUGUUCCCUUGUACUGAGUAAACAGCUGUUGCAGCUCCAGACCAGGUCCAGACCUCACCAGCUCUACUACAUUCAUUCUUUAAGAUCCCUGCGCAAUUUCGUAAUUUAUUUUUGCCAUUUUUGUGAAUCUAAAAAAA
Sphaeramia orbicularis (orbiculate cardinalfish) is the source of this 4803-nucleotide messenger RNA. RefSeq names its product tripartite motif-containing protein 16-like protein. Gene Ontology annotation, molecular function: zinc ion binding; protein binding. The coding region runs from base 3 to 1592 and encodes 529 amino acids. Lineage: Eukaryota; Metazoa; Chordata; Actinopteri; Kurtiformes; Apogonidae. The record is from RefSeq and is a predicted model, not a curated record. The transcript is spliced from 7 exons.